CCGAGAUAUUUUUCCCUCGUCCUCCGUUCUGAACGAUGAAGCGCACGGCGUGAAAAUGUGUGCGUCGUCGCUUACAGGUGCCCAAAAUGGAGGGCUGAAGCUUUAACAAUUCAAACUGGCUUUCUGCUGCUUUCUAUUCCCCAGCCCGCAUCUUCCUGUCACCUUUUUUUUUUUUUUUUUAUGUUUUUAAAUAUUCCUGCAAUUUGACACUUCCGUUUUUUUGGGGAUAUCACAAACACAGGCAAGCACAAAACAACUUGCAGACUUUUUUUUUUAAUUAUUCCCCCCAAGCUCCAGAAGCCAAAUAUCCUGAACUUUGUUUUUACACCCAUAAAAACAUAAACAGGCUUGUUUUGUGCUUGUUUGACCAUUCGUGCCGCCACUAAAUUGUUGAAGACGCUCAACUUUCAUUCAAUAUUCCUAUUUAAAGCGCACCCUACGCCCCCAUAUUUUUGCAAAAAAAGAUGAAUUGGGCAAUCCUAAUUUCUUCCACAGCACUUGAGUUGCAAGGAUUUUGUUUUCAAGCAGGUUCAAUUCCGAUGUGAGCGUUAUCAUCCUAAAAAAAAAAAAAGAACUUUGUAGCAAAUACUAGUCUGUGAAAAGAAGAGGAAAUGAAAUGACUGGCAUAUUGGAAACCUUUUAUUUUUUUUUUUUCCCCCACAAACUGAAGUGCAUCACUGAGCCCCAGGAUCGUGGAAAAUGUGGGAGGUCAACAUGGCCGGCUCGACUUCAGUGUGUGUGUGUGUGUGCGUGGUGGGGGUGUGGGGGUCAUAUGAACAUUCAGAAAAAUUUGGGCGGGGGGGGGGUUCAGGGAACUGUACUUUUUGUAAUGGCAGCGAGAGUAAUGUGUGACAAACUCAUUUUUUUUUUUUUUAAAUUCCAGCAUCCUGUUUCAUUUAAUGUCUCUUGAUAAGAAAAUAAAAGUUGUUUUUUUUUUUUUUCUUUGUGGUCAAGCAUUCCAAGGUUUUGACUUCCUCCCUCUCCAUCUUCUUCCCCUCUUUUUUUCUGUCCAUCUUUUGGACUUUUCCACCACAGCACUUUCCUUCCCUCUACUCGCCUGUUUCCUUCCUAACUUCACUCUGCCCUUCUAUCCAGUCAUGCAUCCAUCCAUCCAUUUUCUCAGCCGCUUAUCCUCACAAGGGUCGCGGGGGAGUGCCGUAACCUCUGUCAGCGGGCAGGAGGCGGGGCCCUCAACUGAUUGCCAGCCAAUCGUUGGGCAGAGAGAGACAGACAACAGUGGCGAUCGCAAUCGCACCUACGGACAAUUCAGUCUCCAAUGAAUGCAUGUUUUUGGGAUUUGGGGGGGGGGAACCGGAGUGCCCACCUGGAGGAAAGCCACACAGGCACGGGAAGAACAUGCAGGGAUUUGAACCCUGGUCCUCGGAAGUGGUGUGUCUUGCUUAUGAUUACGUUUAGCACGUGACAAAUAGGCCGCCCCCCGUCACGUGACUAACGCACACACCAGAUCCGAAUUUGGACAACGGCCGGACCCGCUGCUGGGUUUUCAUAAACCGGCCGAGUUCAGGGUUCGGCACAGAGAAGAGCGGGAGUCUUCGGAUUCAUGCCAAUAUGCGCAUUUUGUCAUUGUUUUUUAAAAAAUAAAAAAAAAUCGACUAUUUUUCCUCGUUGUUUUCGCUUCGUUCGUUUCGGGGUCACCUCACCUGUCCAAAAGUAGCCGAGCAACUACAUGGAAGCCAUGAUUGAGGCGAGCAGUGACUUACUCCUUCCCCCUAACUAUGAGAAGAAAUUUGCGGACAACCUGCUUUGCAACGAAGAGCCAAUGAAGGAUGGCGUUUCCCUGGUUAAGUCUCUCCUCCCCGUGCUGGACCCCCCCGUUUCCCGCAUCCCGUGGUUGUGCUCCACCCGCUACAAGACCGAGCUGUGCGUCAGCUACGCCUCGACGGGCUCCUGCAGUUACGCCGAGCGCUGCAAUUUUGCCCACGGCCUGCAGGACCUCCACGUACCCUUCCGCCACCCCAAGUACAAGACUGAGUUGUGCCGCAACUACCAUUUUGAGGGCUACUGCUACUUCGGCAGCCGCUGCCUCUUCGUCCACGGCGCCGCCGAGCAGCGGCCCGUGCUGCGACGCGGCCGACGCAGCGUGCCCUGUCGCUCUUUCAGAAACUUCGGCAUCUGCCCCUACGGCGCGGGCUGCAUUUACCUGCACGGGGAGACGACCGCGGGCGCGUCGGAGUCGGGCCACAAAGCCCCCGCGAGCCCCCCCAGGGCGUGGGAGCGGAAAUCCCGGGGAGCUUUCUGCCGCACCUUCAGCUCUUUCGGCUUCUGCCUGUACGGCACGCGGUGCCGCUUCCGGCACGUCCUCCCCUGCACGGUGAAAAGUGCCGAACCCGACUCGGGCCUGGGGUCGCCCGCUAUGGAGUCUGCGACUCCUGCCGUCUCCCCGCAGGCCCGUGAUGCCUUCGCUUUCUCCAGCCAGCAUCUCGGUGACCUGCUACUGCCCCUGGCCUUGCACCUGCGGAGAAUGGAGAGCGAUAACAUCGGUGACAUUUUGGAACAAGUGUAACUGGAGCCCCCACAUCUCCGACCAAUAUUAGCACCGAAGACCUGAAAAUGUUUAAUUUUUUGCUUUUUUUUUUUUUAAACUUUUUUUUUUUUUUAAUUUACUUUCAAUGCUUUUCAGCCAUAAGAUAGUAACUACUCCCCUGAAUCACAACUAAGUGUAACUUAUUUUUUAACUAUUGUACAUAAUGGGAGCAAUGUCUGACUUGCUGUGAAUAAAAUGUAUUUUUUUUUAAGCUUUUA
Molecule: messenger RNA, 2763 nt
Organism: Syngnathoides biaculeatus (alligator pipefish)
Lineage: Eukaryota; Metazoa; Chordata; Actinopteri; Syngnathiformes; Syngnathidae
Gene: cth1
Product: cysteine three histidine 1
Exons: 2
Coding region: 1688-2524 (278 amino acids)
Molecular function (GO): mRNA binding; metal ion binding
Source: RefSeq, a predicted model, not a curated record